This is a messenger RNA of Lolium perenne, 3977 nucleotides long. RefSeq lists its product as uncharacterized. NCBI's taxonomy places the organism in Eukaryota, Viridiplantae, Streptophyta, Magnoliopsida, Poales, Poaceae. The record is from RefSeq and is a predicted model, not a curated record. Gene Ontology annotation, biological process: regulation of defense response to fungus.
CCAUGCUUGUCUCAUCCCGGAACACAGAACCACCAUUUCCUCUCCCCGUCUCCUCCCUUGCUCUGGUCCCCCUGCCGUGGUCUCCUCCUCCUCUUCUUCCUCCCUCUCUCUCUCUCUCCUCCAACUUUCACCAGACAGCCCGACUCUGAGCUCAGCUGGACAUCACUGACGCCAUAACCCUCCUUUUCCCCUUUCUGCUAUUGCUCUCUCUCUCUCUUUCCUUCCGUGGCGCAAGAUUCACCACUCCGUCGCGAUCCCUCCGAGUUCGUUGUCGCGGGGGGCGCGGCGGGAGGAGGACAAGGAGCGAGACAUUUUGGCGCGAGAUGAUCUUCACCGGACCCGGUCUUACAAGGAAAGGGGGGUGAUGUUGACGCCGUAUGACUCAAGUGCAUCUAGCUUUCUAUAAUCGAGAUAUUGCGGCGGGGAGGAGGCCAGGCCAUGUCCAUGGAAGCUCAAAAUCUUCGGUUUGUCAGGUGCCCGAAAUGCCUCCAGCUGCUCGUGGAGUACCCGACCAUUCCGGUUUACCAAUGCGGCGGCUGCGGGACUGUUCUUAGAGCGAAAAAUCGAGGCCCGCCGGUAACUCGUCCUGAUCCGGUAUCCGGUGAACAGAACAGUUCUCCAUGCAGUUUGGAAGGAUCCAUUCAGACUAGCAAGUCCAUUUCUUCAGAUGAACAGAAGGUUGUUUCUGCUUGUGCACAGCCUAGUGAUAAUGUGGUGGAGGGAAGUAUUUCUACUGUCAGUAAGGAUGACAUCUCCUGCGAGAAUGUUAAUCCAGAAAGAACUCUGUCCAUUGGAGAGAGUGCAACAUCUGACAAGGUUGGUGGUGAGGAGAACUGUUGCCUUGUUGAUGGCAAUGCCCCAAACCCUGAGUUUAUGAUCAAAGAGGCAGAUGAUAACGGUACUGCAGCUGAUUCUUGUCUGAAGCUGGUCGAAAAUGUACAGAAUGUUGAAGCAAGUGAAAAUGGAAACAGGGAAAAGGGAUACAGUAUGGGUGAUGCUAGUGUUGGCAGCGAAGUUGCUGCUGUCCAUAGCAUGGAAAGUGAGGAAUUAGCAGAUUCUAGCAAUAACAUGGGAGGAGAAGUAGAGAGCAUGGAUGAGCAAAAGUUAUCUGCUAGCAAUGAAACUAUGAACUGCCAUGAGGUGGUUGUGACAAACAAACUGUACAAGGAAGAUGAGGCAAAAUUCAAGAACAUGCUGUCUCAGAGAGAGGAUAGGCCUCAACCAUAUGAGGGUUUACUUAUUGAAUCUUAUGAAGAUCUGAUUGAAGAAUUGGAGAGGUCUCUAUCCUUAAGUGAUGAUGAGGAAGAAUUUUCGGAUGUAGCAGAUAACAAUGGGCUCAAUGAUGCUCUGCAUAACCAAAUUGGUAGCCGAAGGUUUUUGUCAGCGGGCAAAAUGAAUGAUGAUCCUCGGAGUGAUCCUCAUGGCCGAUUGAUUGAAGAACUGGAAAUGUCUUUUAGUGAUGCAGAGGAACCAUUAGAACAUCAUGUCAGGAUUGCAGACAAAGAUAAUCAAGAUAAAGCUCGUGGGAAGGAGCAUGAUAAGGAUCCACAAUUCCUGGUUAAUGAAACUGCCAAUACAUGUGAAGGAAGUAUGUCUUCCACUGAUGGCAAACAUAUACAAUCUGAACAAAAUUUUGAACUGAACGAGCUAAUAGCUGAUGGCACUAAAGAAAAAGAAGAGGGUUGGCCUGGAGAUGAUAAUAAGAUCGACUAUGUUCAUGGGAAUGAGCUUGUCGUGCUUACAAACAAAGACAUUCCAGACAUAAUUCAUGAGAAUGAGCAUGAUAAGGAUCCACUGUACCGGGACACUGAAAGUGCAAAUCCAUGUGAAGGAAGCAUCUCUUCUUUCGGUGAUGAACGUCUCAAAUUUGGACAACAUUUCCAAGAAAAUGAGUUAACAACUGAUGGCCCAAAAGAGAAUGAAGAUGUUUGUAUUGAUGAUGAUAAUAAGAUCAGCUGCUUUCAUGCGAAUGAGCUUACCGUGGUCACAAACAAGGACAUUGCAGAAAGAAUUCAUGAGAAUGAGCAUGAUAAUAAGAACGACAGUGUUCAUGGGAUUGAGCAUGUCGUCCUUACAAGCAAAGACAGCCCAGACAUAAUUCAUGAGAAUGAGCAUGAUAAGGAUCCACAAUACCCGGAGACUGAAAGCGCAAAGCUAUGUGAAGGAAGCAUCUCUUCCAUCGGUGACGGACAUCUCAAAUCUGGACAAAAUUUCCAACAAAAUGAGCUAACAACAGAUGGCCUGAAAGAGAAGGAAGAUAGUUGUAUUCAAGAUGACAAUAAGGUCAACUUUUUUCACGCGAACGAGCAUGUUGUGGUCACAAACAAGGACACUGCAGAAAGGUAUCAUGAGGAUGAGCAUGAUAUGUCUAUGAUAAACCCACACUACCUGGGCGCUGAAAGUGCAAAUCUUGGUGAAGGGGGCAUCUCCUCAUUCAGUGAUGGACAUAUCAAAUCUGGAGAAAGUUUUGAACAACACAAACUGACUUCUGAUGUCACUGAAGAAAAGAAGGAUACGGAAGAUGACAAUAUGAAUAUCGGUGUUCAAGCUGACAAACCAGUAGAUGUUGCUGGGUUUUCGAGAUUGCCAAAUGAGAGGAUUCAUUGCAAAUCACCUAGCUUCGUUAAGAAAAAAGAAGAGAUAUCAUGCAGAUACAGAGCCAGUCUACUUCGUCAAGGACUUUCUCUUGAUUCUGAAGACUUCAAGUCAAUCCAAAACUUCAUCGAGUCGCAAAUGGAUGGAACCUCAAGUUCUCUCUCAAGUGGAUCACCUAGUCAAGGAGAUUUGGUGCUGAAAACAUCAAAUAAGUUCAAGACUGUUGAUCAACUUGAGCGCCUCAAGAAGAUGGAUGGUCUAAGAGAUCAGCUAAACAGGCUUUCUAUCCAGAAGAGCUUGGAGAAAAGGUAUCAGAAUAAAGACCUGGAAUACCAGCCACAGCAACUCCGUAACUAUGAUGCCGAGCAACAGUUUCGAAGCAUUGAUGCUGAUUCCAACCCAAGUUCUUGUACCCUAGACUCCUAUUAUGGUCAUCGAAAGCCACCAAUGUACCCCCCACCAAAUCCUUACUCACCAGCCCAUUCAUAUGCGCAUAGUCAUUAUGGACAUGCGCAAGCACACAUCCCACACAACUUUGAUGCUUGGGAGUUCAAUUCAUAUUACCAAUCCUCACAAGCUGGUAGCUCAAUCCUUGACCACGAUUCACUAAAAUCAAGCUUCAAGGAACAGAAGCGAGUGGUGAGAAAGCAUAUAUUGCGGCCUCUGUCAGGUGCUUCACCAUAUACAGUCUGCAACAGCUGUUUCUAUUUGGUCCAAAUGCCAUCUGAUGUCUACAUCUCAAAAGGGAAGAUCGGGAAAAUGCAGUGUGGUAAGUGUUCCAGGGUUAUUGUAUUAUCAGUUCCUGCUGUAGAUCACGCCGAUGCAAAUAUCAGCAAGGAAGCAACCCAAAAAUCAAGCAAGGUCGACGGCAGAAUAGUUGCUAGAACUGAGAGCGCUUCUUACAAUGUCGGUAUAAGUGAAGAUUAUGGGGCAUCCUUCACAAGAAGCUUGUCUACUCGAGCUGGACGAGCCCUUGCUGUCACAGAAAGUAGCAAGAAGGUUUCAGACUCGGCACUUCAUCUGCUCAUGGGGUAUGAUUCAGCAAGCCAGUUGCUACGUCACAGCAGGGCGUUUGAGCGUCACAGCAGGGCGUUUGAUGAUGGAUAUGAGAGCUUUGAGUCAAUGGUGCCGGUGUCCAACAGAGUGUCCAGAAGGAAGAACAUGUGAUGUUUUGUACUGGUGUGUGAAGCCUCUCACAUGUCACAGUUUUGAAGACACGAUGACAACUUUCCUGCAAAUAGUUUCAUGGAUUUUUGCCAGACAACUCUAGCCUAUUUGAAGUCAUUUGGUUUGUCAAAUUCUUUUUUUGUGGUAUAUAUAUUGUUUAUUCUUGGUGUAAACUUGUCCAUAUUUGGGGGGUAUAAUAUGAGUUUUUGAUGAUA